AUGAAGGACCUCGAAGAAGUUGCUUACAUUCUAGGGAUAAGGAUAUUGAUAAACAGGAGUAAAAGACUAAUAAGACUUAGUCAAAGCACCUACUUGGAUAAGGUGUUGAAACGAUUCAGCAUGGAGAAUUCCAAGAGCGGAAACUUACCUAUCCAGAGCAAUACCAAACUGAGUAAGACUCAGAGUCCGAGUAUAGAGGCUGAGAUAGAAGAAAUGAGUCGAGUACCAUAUGCUUCCGCAGUUGGCUCGAUCAUGUAUGCUAUGACAUGUACUCACCCUGAUGUGGCCUUUGCUCUGAGCAUGGUCAGCAGAUAUCAAGGGAACCCUGGUAAAUCUCACUGGACUACGGUAAAGAACAUUCUUAAGUACCUGGGAAGGACUAAGGACUGGGUCCUUAUCCUUUGUGGGAGUGAUGACUUGAGAGUGACAGAGUAUAGUGACGCCAGCUUUCGGACCGACAGAGAUAAUUUCCGCUCUCGGUCGGGCUGGGAAUUUACCCUUAAUGGAGGAGCAAUAAUAUGGAAAAGUUCCAAACAGGAAACUGUGGCUGAUUCAAUGUGCGAAUCAGAGUACAUAGCAACAAGCGAAGCAGCAAAGGAGGCAAUAUGGUUGUAG
This is a messenger RNA of Lactuca virosa, 615 nucleotides long. The record is from the annotation of a GenBank genome assembly. Lineage: Eukaryota; Viridiplantae; Streptophyta; Magnoliopsida; Asterales; Asteraceae.